Oldenlandia corymbosa var. corymbosa is the source of this 2573-nucleotide messenger RNA. The record is from the annotation of a GenBank genome assembly. NCBI's taxonomy places the organism in Eukaryota, Viridiplantae, Streptophyta, Magnoliopsida, Gentianales, Rubiaceae.
AUUUCCUCUGCUCGUAAAAUAAAAGAUGAAAUUAUCCCAUUUUCAAACUAGUUGACCGUAUAAACAAAACCAACUUGGUCAACCUCAACAAUUUCAUUGGUUAUUUCCCGGAAAUGUAUGAUACAGAUAUCAGGUUGACAAAUGCUGCUUCGGAACUACUCUUUCCCUGAUUUAAACCUUUUUUACAACUUUCUCCUAAUUCCAUCACAAUGAUCAGUAUGAAAUCCGGGAAGGGGAGAACUCCGGCAAUCGGAAUCGACCUGGGAACCACGUACUCAUGUGUUGGGUAUUGGAGACACGACCGUGUUGAAAUCAUUGUAAAUGAUCAAGGUAACCGCACAACUCCGUCCUAUGUAGCUUUCACCGAUACAGAGCGCCUGAUUGGUGACGCCGCCUUCAAUCAAGUGGCCUUCAAUCCCACCAACACCAUCUUCGAAUCUUUGCAUUGUAGAUGCUAAGAGGUUGAUCGGUAGGAGAUUUAGUGGUGAGACAGUACAUAGUGAUAUGAAGCUCUGGCCAUUUAAGGUCAUUUCUGGUGCUAAUGAUAGGCCGUUGAUUGUUGUCACCUACAAAGGUGAGGAAAAACAUUUCGCAGCUGAGGAAAUCUCCGCCAUGGUUCUAACCAAGAUGAAGCAGAUUGCCGAGGCCUACAUUGGAUCAGAAGUGAAGGAUGCAGUUGUGACCAUCCCUGCCUAUUUCGAUCAUUCACAGCGUCAAGCCACAAUUGAUGCAGGGGAAAUUGCAGGCAUCAAUAUUCUUUCUACUAUCAAUGAGCCGACAGCCGCUACAAUUGCUUAUGGCCUCGAAAAUAGCUCCAGCAUCACCGGAAAGAAGAGGACUGUUCUUAUAUUCGACCUCGGUGGUGGUACUUUUGAUGUCUCAAUCCUCACUGUCAAAAGUGGUAGCAUCGAAGUCGAGGCCACCGCGGGCGAUACUCAUCUUGGAGGAGAAGACUUUGACAAUAGAAUGGUAAACCACUUCAUCAAGGAAUUCAAGAGGAAGCACCACAAGGAUAUUAGUACAAAUCUCAAAUCAAUCCGGAGAUUAAGGACUGCUUGUGAGAGGGCUAAAAGAAUUCUUUCAUCUUGUGGCGAAACAAAAAUCGACAUUGACUCCCUGUUCCAAGGCAUUGACUUCUCCGCAACUAUCACCAGGCCUAAAUUUGAGGACAUGAACUCUGAUUUAUUCACCAAGUGCAUAGAGAUAGUCGAAAAGUGUUUGAUGGAUGCUCAAAUGAAUAAGAAUGCUCUCGAUGAUGUUGUCCUAGCAGGUGGUUCGAGCAGGAUCCCGAAACUCCAACAAAUGUUACAGGACUUGCUGAAUGGGAAGGAACUCUGUAGAAGCAUCAACCCGGAUGAAGCCGUGGCUUACGGUGCAACUAUUCAAGCUGCAAUGUUGAGCAGUCCCGGUGGCGAGAAGGUUCCGAACCUCGUACUUUCAGAAGUUACCCCGUUAUCUCUUGGUUUUGAACUUGGCGGAAACGUCAUGGAAGUUAUGAUUCCUAGGAAUACUACCAUCCCUACUAAGGUAAUAAGACAGUUUUCAACUUCGACCACGACUCACAAUGACCGUUCUGUGUGGCUUAAAGUGUUAGAGGGUGAGAGAACCAGAUCAACUGACAACAAUUUGUUGGGCCAAAUCAAGCUGGAUAACAUUCAAAUAGCCUCCAGUGGAGUCCCUCGAAUUGAAAUCUGCUUUGACCGACAAGUGAAUGGCAUCUUGAAUGUCUCAGUGAGAGAUAUAUAUACCGGCGUGGAGAACAGCUUUAGUAUCACAAGUGGGAGAUUAGCAAGAAAUGAAAUAGAGAAGAUGAUAAAUGCAGUCAACAAGUUUAAGGCAAGUGACGAGAAGCAUUGGAAGAGAUAUGAAGCACAUCGUGGGUUUGAGGACUAUGUUAGACGGAUGAGGCAAAACGUAAGCCACGGCAACCUGUCUUGCUCUGACAAAAAGAAGGCCGACGAUGCGAUUCAGAAGGCUUUUCAAUGGCUGGAAAAGAAAAGCGCCAGGAAGCUUGGUCAAGUAAGUGAAUAUGAAAAGAAGUUGAAGGAAUUGGACCAACUGAUAGGGAGAAUCGUUGAAGCAGAUCGGUGAACAAGAGCUGGGAUCACCAAUUGAAAUUUGAAGACUUUGAGUAAAAGACCAGUUUUUGUCUAAAUUGAUUAUUGUGAUUGAUCGCUCUUCUCUAUUUUCUGAUCACUGUGAAUUUGUGAUUCCUGAAGAAAGAAUUAAACAAGAGGGAAGAAGUAGAUUUAAACUUCAAAGGAAAGUGUAAACUCUUCAUUUUUACCCCUUUCUGGAUUGCCUUGGCUGACAUGAGUUAAAGAUUGUGUUGUACUACUGAUUAUUAUUAACUGAAAUUGAACUAAACCAAACACUACCAAUCAUAAUGAUUCACAUUCCAGGAUUCCACAACUGGAAUGAAGCUACGCACUGGUCUCGACAGCAGCUUCUUCUGAGGAAUGAACAGAGACUAUUAAUAAAGGGUUCGAUUCAUUUUGCUGAACAAAUUUCACUUAACUAGCAAUCACCAACACACUUCAUCAAUCAUCUCCAUUUUGGUUCUAUAAUACGGC